Molecule: messenger RNA, 3424 nt
Organism: Mandrillus leucophaeus (drill)
Lineage: Eukaryota; Metazoa; Chordata; Mammalia; Primates; Cercopithecidae
Gene: CRACDL
Product: KIAA1211-like ortholog
Exons: 18
Coding region: 212-2740 (842 amino acids)
Source: RefSeq, a predicted model, not a curated record
UCUGUUGUGUGCCUGUGCACCCGCCCAAGGAGCUCACGGGGCACAGGAGGGCUGGGCUUGGCAGAAGCCCCACUUCCUCCUGGCCCGUGGGUGCUUCUGUGAGAGAUGGGGACAAGGGCUCUUGAUCAGCAACCUGUGGUGACCUGUGGGCCCUAGACCACUCAGAGGACAGGGAGGCCCACUCUUCUCCCUGCUGCUAGCUUCCAGGAGGAUGAGAGAGCUGGAGGCUCACAGCACACUCAGGAGGAUGGCUGCCUUUUACCAGUGCAUCAGGCCUGACCCCAGCGAGCUCGACAUGAUUUCCACAAGGGUGAUGGACAUUAAGCUUCGGGAGACUGCAGAAGGCCUUGGGGAGGACAGCACAGGAAAGAAAAAAUCUAAAUUCAAAACUUUUAAGAAGUUUUUUGGGAAGAAGAAGAGAAAAGAAUCGCCAUCAUCCACAGAAAGUAGCACCUGGAAACAGAGUCAGACGAGGAAUGAGGUCAUUGCCAUCGAGUCUGGGCCAGUGGGCUACGACUCCGAGGAUGAGCUGGAGGAGUCGAGGGGCACGCUGGGCAGCCGGGCCCUUUCUCACGACAGUAUUUUCAUUCCUGAGUCCGGACAGGACCCUACUCGGCCUGUGCGGGUGUUUUCCCAAGAAAAUGUGUGUGAUCGGAUUAAAGCACUGCAGUUAAAAAUACAGUGUAAUGUGAAAAUGGGGCCACCGCCGCCUCCAGGGGGGCUUCCUGCCAAGCGCGGAGAGGAUGCUGGCAUGAGCUCUGAGGAUGAUGGGCUGCCCAGGAGCCCCCCAGAGAUGUCUCUGCUGCACGACGUGGGUCCCGGCACCACCAUAAAGGUCUCUGUCGUGUCUCCAGACCAUGUAAGCGACAGCACUGUCUCUGCCCGGACCUCGGACAGCAGCCUGGCACCAGUGGCCGACUUCAGUUACCCUCCAGAAUCCUCCUCCUGCUUGGACAACUCUGCAGCUAAGCACAAGCUCCAGGUCAAGCCCCGCAACCAGCGGUCGAGUAAGAUGAGGCGGCUUUCAUCGCGCGCUCAGUCUGAAUCCCUGAGCGACCUGACGUGCACCCCAGAGGAGGAGGAAAACGAGGAGAAGCCACUGCUGGAAGUCAGCCCAGAAGAGAGUCCCAGCUCUGGGCAGCAGGACGUGCCGCCAGACAGAGGCCCUGAGCCUGGGCCACCGGCGCCCUUGCCGCCACUCGGAGGGGUCCGUCCGCCCCUGCCCCGGAAGCCGCUUCUGCAGAGCUUCACGCUGCCGCACCAGGCCGCGCCCCCCGACACCGGCCCGGGAGAACGCGACCCCAGGAAGGAGCCCAGGACGGCGGAGAAAAGGUCGCUGCGCAGGGGAGCUGGUAAGAGCGCGUCGAGGGUGCGGGAAGGGCCGGGCCUGGGGAAGUCCACAUCCGCUGGCACAUCUUGCUGGACACUCGCUAACUGUAAAGAAUUUCCUCCUGCUGUUCAUAAUCAGGUUCGCGUGGCCCAGCUGCACAUGGAACGUGUUCCAUGUAUUGGAAUCACAAGUCUGUAUAAAAUAUAUUACCGCCGGAGAAACCCAAUAAUGAAGCUAUACGCCUGUGUUAGCACAGACAGCAGCGACAGGUCAACCACGGCCGUGGCAAUGGACCUGGAAGGCAGGCAGAACAGAGGACUGCGGCUCUAUCUGUUGAAGCACCGAGGCACAGUGACUGUGCUGGCUUCAGCUGGCUGUCAAAAGGCAAGGAAGCUGGGAAUUUACACUGUACUACAGCUCGUUGCCUCUGGGGAGACUGUGUCCUUUGAUAGCCCUCAGCUUCCAGACUUAACAGCUACGUCCCUAGUGUCAUACAGGCUCAGUAAUAAUGCCAAAUGUGCGUCUGAAAACUUCGUGGUUCUCUCGUACAGGGUAUUUAGAGUUGUGUGUGAGGGGAGGAGUCCUGCUGCAUCUGCCCUGCAGCAAACCAAACUUGCUACCCUUCCUCCCAGGGCAGCUGCACUGCACGGGGAAUCUGGCUCUUCCACAAUCCGCAAAGGCGCUCACACAGACACAGACCCGGAAUUGCUGGUCCCUGGCCUGUGGAGUAUGGUGCUGUGCAGAUCCCAGAGCUCCUGCACUGCCAGUGUGGGUGCCAAGCACAGGAGGCGAGCAUACAGUUCGGAGAGGCCUGCUAGGCCCCUGCCACAGAGCAGGGUGGCUCAUCACACAGCUGCUCUGCCUGUGCUCACUGGGGACAAAGGCGCAGCAUCUCUGAGUCUCAGCACUGUGGAAGAAAAGGGUCUGCCGCCUGCAGCAACAGGGCCUGGAGCUGAUGGGCAGCCUGUGCCACCCUGGAUCACCGUCACUCGGCAGAAGCGGCGAGGGACCUUGGACCAGCCCCCCAACCAGGAAGACAAACCUGGGACACGGACCCUGAAGUCUGAACCAGGAAAGCAAGCCAAGGUGCCCGAGAGAGCCCCCGUGUGUCUUGUGUCCCAACAGGAGCCUGUGAAGCAAGCUGACUUUGUCCGCAGCAAGUCUUUCCUGAUAACCCCUGUGAAGCCCGCUGUGGACCGGAAGCAGGGGGCAAAGCUCAACCUCAAGGAGGGGCUGCAAAGAGGAAUCUCUUUGUCCCAUCAGAACUUGGCUCAGUCUGCAGUGAUGAUGGAGAAGGAAUUGCAUCAGCUGAAGAGAGCCAGUUAUGCCAGUACAGAUCAGCCAUCCUGGAUGGAACUUGCCAGAAAGAAAUCUCAAGCCUGGAGUGACAUGCCCCAGAUUAUAAAAUAGGUGGGCAGUGUGCUGAUAAAGCAUGUCCACUACCCUGACAAGCCACUUAGUUAAAAAACUGCCAGUAUAUUGUGGCAAACAGACCGUGAAACUUAAAGAUUGAUUUUAUCAUCAAGUUAUGACGAACUUGGGGAAGAGGAAGGAACCAGGCAAAACAAAGAGGAUCAACACACAGCCAUACUCCUGGGCCAGAGGGCCCAGAAACAAGAACAACACUGAAAGAUCCAGGAACCAGUUCCUGUGCCCAAAGGUACGUGUGUCUUUUAGAAUUCCCUUGAUGAAGAAGCCUCAGACAAGAAAGAAAACAGAAAUGAAGUUGGACGCGUAAGUAGGACACCCAGCAAAGGCUAGAAGAGAAGCCGUUCUAGGAGAAGGGACAUCUGUGCUUCCAGCUGACAUCAGCCCAUGUCUCUGGUCGCUGUCUUGCCUGUGGAUCCUGUCUUCUCUCAUGUUUACUACGAGGCAUGACAUUCAUGGCGAAACAGAGAUGCCGUUUCCAAGAGCAGCUAUAAAACAAUCUGUUUUCCUAAAGGCAGCCACUCUGAGAAGGAGAUGAAGGAACAUGGCAGGGUUCAUCAAUUCAUAGACUGUUUCCAAAAAUAAUUUUUAAACUUUUCCACUAGGCAUCUGUGUCUUUAACCACUGCACAAUGCAUUGCCUGUUUAAUAAAAGGUUUCAAACAUG